Molecule: messenger RNA, 369 nt
Organism: Paramecium primaurelia
Lineage: Eukaryota; Ciliophora; Oligohymenophorea; Peniculida; Parameciidae
Source: the annotation of a GenBank genome assembly
AUAAAUUGAAGUGUUAUCAUAAGAACUUGAUAAAGAUGACUAAAUACAAUUCUAGUGUUGAAUUGUUUAAUGAAUUUCAAAAAGAAGAAGAGGAAGCAGGAUCAAAGAAUGAUUUAGCUUAUCUUAAUUUUAAAGAGGAAAACAAUAACAAGAAACCAAAAACAAAAGAAAAUAAAUAUUCACCUAAAGAAAUUAUAUUUAACAUUCAAAUUUAUAAAGUAUAUCUCUUUUUUUUAAUAUUUUAAGAUGCCUACCAAUAAUAAUGAUCACAUGAUCGAAUUUCAAUUAUGUAGAAGACAUCCAGUUGUUUUUAUGGAUUUUUGUAACAAAGUCAUUGUUUUGCUUAAUUAACAUUUCAAUUAAUUUUGA